Messenger RNA from Hemisphaericaspora subhashii, 426 nucleotides. It is a transcript of the gene PGA58, whose product is annotated as Pga58p. The record is from RefSeq and is a predicted model, not a curated record. The coding region runs from base 1 to 426 and encodes 141 amino acids. The transcript has a single exon. NCBI's taxonomy places the organism in Eukaryota, Fungi, Ascomycota, Pichiomycetes, Serinales, Debaryomycetaceae.
AUGCAAUUCUCCAAGGUCGCUUUAUUAGCUGUUGCAGCUGCUCUCAUCAACGCUGAAGAAGUUGUUGAAGAAGUUUUACAUACCGAAGUUGUUACCAUCACUAGCUGUGAACCUUAUGCCACUGAAUGUCCAGUUGCUCCAGAGGAACCAGCUCCAGUUGCUCCAGAGGAACCAGCUCCAGUUGCUCCAGAAGAACCAGCUCCAGUUGCUCCAGAAGAACCAGCUCCAGUUGCUCCAGAAGAACCAGCUCCAGUUGCUCCAGAAGAACCAGCUCCGAUUGCUCCAGAAGAACCAGCUCCAGUUCCUGAAGAACCACCUGUUACUGUUUUGGCCCCUGUCUUCAACGAAACUAUUUACGAAGGUUCUGCUAACAAAUUUUCUGCUGGUGCCAUUGCUUUAGUUGCUGGUGCUUUAUUGGCUUUAUAG